Elgaria multicarinata webbii is the source of this 2274-nucleotide messenger RNA. RefSeq names its product protein disulfide isomerase family A member 3 (gene PDIA3). The record is from RefSeq and is a predicted model, not a curated record. Gene Ontology annotation, cellular component: cell surface; endoplasmic reticulum. Gene Ontology annotation, molecular function: protein disulfide isomerase activity. NCBI's taxonomy places the organism in Eukaryota, Metazoa, Chordata, Lepidosauria, Squamata, Anguidae. Gene Ontology annotation, biological process: response to endoplasmic reticulum stress; protein folding.
AUGAGUCCUUUCCCUGUGGACAGAAAACUGAAGGCGGAGUCGGGCGACGCGUGGUUGCGCAACUUGGGGCGAAGCCCCAUUUCUGCCAGCGGUUUGACUCGCCUCACGAGGGCCGACGGGCCACCGCUGCCGAAAGGGGCAGAAUUUGGCCAAAGCAGCAGCAGCAGCAGCACUCCUGCCUGCGGGGGCAGCUUCAAAGGCGCCCGCCUCGAGACAAACUAUUCGUACGUCGACGUGUCUCCGCCAGUGCAGCAGCAGCCCGGGCGGUGGAAGCCCAAGAGCAGCGGGCGACGCCUCUCCUCGCCGGCCAAUGAGCGGCUGCCACACUGCAGAUCCGGCCUGUCUCCCCGAGGGGGCGGGAUUUCCGGCUCCUCUUUAGCUGCCGCUGAGGCGAACGCGAGAGAAAGCGAAAGUCGCCGCUGCCGCCUCCACCGGACCUGCCUCUCCGCCUCGCCUCGCCUCGCCUCGCGCCCGCUCGCCUGCCGGUGGCUGACCCUCAUGGAGGCGCUGCUGCUCGCGCUGCUGCUCGCCCUCGUGCCCCGGCCCGGCCGCGCCUCCGACGUGCUCGAGCUCAGCGACGACGACUUCGACAGCGGCCUGGCCGACCGCGGCGUCGCCCUCGUCGAGUUCUACGCGCCCUGGUGUGGACACUGCAAACGCCUUGCACCAGAGUACGAGUCAGCUGCCACCAGACUAAAAGGAAUAGUUCCUCUCGUGAAGGUUGACUGCACAGCAAACUCAAACACCUGUAACAAGUAUGGAGUGAGUGGCUAUCCAACUCUCAAGAUCUUCAGGAAUGGGGAGGAGUCAGGCAGUUACGAUGGACCAAGGACAGCUGAUGGAAUCGUGAGCCAUCUGAAGAAACAGGCUGGGCCUGCCUCAGUCGCUCUCCGCUCUGAAGGCUUUGAGAAAUUCAUCAGUGAAAAGGAUGCUGCUGUAGUGGGCUUCUUCAAGGAGUUGUUUGGGGAUGCACAUUCAGAGUUCAUGAAAGCAGCAAGCAACUUGCGGGACCAUUACCGCUUUGGGCACACCAGCGAUGAGGAGCUAAUUAAGAAAUAUGAGCCAGAUGGAGAGGGCAUCUUGCUGUUCCGUCCCCCACAUCUGGCAAACAAGUUUGAGGACGAUUCUGUGCAAUACUCAGAGGACAAGAUCACUACUGGCAAGAUCAAGAAGUUUCUUCAGGACAACAUCUUUGGCAUCUGUCCACACAUGACUGAAGACAAUAAAGAAUCGAUCCAAGGGAAGGACUUGUUGGUGGCUUAUUACGAUGUGGACUACGAAAAGAAUCCCAAGGGUUCCAACUACUGGCGCAAUAGAGUGAUGAAGGUUGCCCGGAGUUUCUUGGAUGCAGGGCACAAACUGAACUUCGCUGUUGCUAGUCGGAAGACCUUUGGCCAUGAGCUCUCUGAGUUUGGAUUGGAUGGGUCCACUGCCGAUGUUCCUUUGGUUGCUAUCAGGACAGCCAAGGGAGAGAAAUUUGCCAUGCAGGAGGAAUUUUCCCGUGACGGGAAGGCCUUGGAAAGAUUCCUUCAGGAUUAUUUUGAUGGAAACUUAAAAAGAUACCUGAAAUCGGAGCCAAUCCCAGAGAGCAAUGAUGGACCUGUGAAGGUGGUUGUGGCUGAGAACUUUGAUGAAAUUGUAAAUGCUGAGGGGAAAGACGUGCUUAUAGAGUUCUAUGCGCCAUGGUGUGGGCACUGCAAGAAUCUGGAACCCAAAUAUAAGGAGCUGGCAGAAAAGCUUGGCAAAGACCCCAACAUCAUUAUAGCCAAAAUGGAUGCCACAGCCAAUGAUGUGCCUUCUUCCUACGAAGUCCGAGGCUUCCCCACAAUUUAUUUUACUCCUGCGGGUAGCAAGCAGAGUCCAAAGAAAUAUGAGGGAGGGCGUGAGGUCAGUGACUUCAUCAGCUACCUGAAGAGGGAGGCCACAUACCCGCCCAUUCUGCAGGAGGAUGAAAAGCCCAAGAAGAAGAAGAAGGCACCCAAGGAGGAUCUGUGAGGGGCCUUGGCAUCACCUUGUCUGCAGAGGAGCCCUGCAGCCGCAGCUGGAGGCCAGGCCCCAUAGUGCAGCAUACAUUGUUGGAAAGUAAAGCCACUUUGGGCAGAGGGGACCCAGCUGCUGCCCCCUCAUUUAAGUUCUGCCCCCUCAUCUCUUAGCUGCACUUGCCAUGGAUGCCCUGGACUGGUUGAUGUUUGUGGGUGGGACUGGGGAGGGCUUGUUUUCUAUUUUUUUGUACAUUUGGAGGAGUGAAUCAAUAAAUGACCCUUAGGCCCCAAA